AUGGCCAUCUCAAGCUACGUUGGGGUCGGAGCCUGGAUCCUCCAGGCCAUCUUCGCCCUCGUCGCGCUGGCUCUGUCGGUCGACCUUCUGCAGGGGCAACUUUACGGGGCCCCGCCAGGCUCGAUCCAGUUCGCCGUCUUCGUGGGAUCAGUAGGCCUCGUCGUGGCGCUCCUGGGGCUGGCUGGCAUGUUUGUCGACAAGAUACCUAGCAACGUCGUCAUGGUGUUUGACGUGAUGAGUGGUCUGCUACUACUUGGCGGCGGCAUUGUCAGUGUCCUUGCCGUGCGAACCGAUGCCCGAUGGUGGGGUUCGUGCUGA
Molecule: messenger RNA, 318 nt
Organism: Verticillium nonalfalfae
Lineage: Eukaryota; Fungi; Ascomycota; Sordariomycetes; Glomerellales; Plectosphaerellaceae
Exons: 2
Coding region: 1-318 (105 amino acids)
Biological process (GO): protein localization to plasma membrane; eisosome assembly
Cellular component (GO): plasma membrane; eisosome
Source: RefSeq, a predicted model, not a curated record